AAAACCCAAUGUUUUGAUAAUAAGAAAUUUGGUAGUUUUGCAAAAGAUUUAGUAGGCAUUUUGGUAUUCAAAGAUCUUAUCAAGUGGCAACACUGAUAUGCAUAUAUAGAAUCGCGCAGGCAAGAGUGGGUAUGUAUCUCACAGAUACCAAAUAUAAAGGUCGAAAUGCUUUUUCGCAUUCGUUUUCUCAUUGAGAUGUUUCACUUAGUUUGUUUAGGAAAGCUGAAUUGAAUUAGAGUAAUGUUCCAUAGCGCGCUGGUGCUCCCGGCUAUAAAAAAAUUAAAUAAAUAAAUGACAAAACCAAAAGUCAAGGAAACGGCGUUUACAGUACGGUGAUAAAAAUCACGUUAUAAAAAAUUAAUUGAAAUCUAAAUAGUAAACCAAAAGUAACUUCGUAACGCUUUAAAUAUGUAUGGACAUGAGUAUAUUUGCGGCGUUAUAUUAACGCAUAAAAGUUGGAAUAAGAGUUAAGCAAUCGUCAACUGACGCAUUUGCUUGAAUUCAUCGGGAUCUAACUUUCUGAUUUUUACUGAAUUCGUGUUGUGUGUGAUGCAUAAAAAAAUUAAUUAAUUUUCAAAUAAAUUGAAGCAGUUACAAACGGUGAAUUAUUAUUGGCAUAGAAAGAAAAGGAAAUUUCACAAAUUCGCAAUGAAUGUGUAGAAAGAAGACUGAAGUAACAGAGCAGUCAGUGGGAAAAAUGUGCGUAUAUAGUAAGUAAAGACAUAUAAAUAGAUAGUUACAUACAUAUGUGCAUAAAUACAAUCAUGUGCAGAAAUAUGCGUACGAAAAUAUAACAUGUGAACGCCAGCUAAGAGCUAAGGCAGUCCAUGCAUAACUACAAGCUAAUAAGUGAAAAACAACAAAAAUAAGAAAUAAAAAACAAAAUAUUAAAUGUGGUUUGUUGACUGUAGAUCUCUGACAGAUGGGCACUCGGGCGGUCAAUCUUCUGACACAUCUGCAUAGGAGAGUGAUACGGUUUUGAAAUCAUAAUAUAAAGCGGAGAUAAACAUCUCAAGCCAUUAUCUAAUUCAGCAACUAAUUGAAUAUAUUCACGAGCACAAUAACAACAAAUUGAACGCAUUCACCAGCAAUCAAAGCAGCAGCAACGGCAACUACAAUUACAACGAAAACUAAAAUACAUAAAUAGAUAUGUACAUACAUAUGCGAAUAGGUUGUAUCAGCGAAGACAGCAACGGCAAUCUGUAGGGGCAUUAUUGUCCCAACGUGAUCAGAUGACACAAAUAGCAUUCAAACUUCCAUAAAUAUGCAAUUAGAGUUUGAACGUCGAUCAAAUUAAAAUGGAUUUUCAUAUCAGUACAUAUGUACAUAUGAACCAAAUGAAAAUACCAAGGUGUGCCAAUUUAAUCUAGAGGUUUUCAACGUUUGAUGGACAGAAACAUAUUACAGCUGCAUUAACAUUUAAUGUGAAAAUCGCAAGUACGCAACGGCUAAAAGGAAAUUCAGAAAAAUCGAUUUCACAUUGUUCAACAUACGAACAACAAAAGAAACACAAAAAGGCCAAAAACUUAAGGAAAGCAGUCAUAAAGAUGGGGUUGUGCUCACGAAAAUUGCAUAGAACUAAAAUAUCGGCGAAAACAAAAUCGAAACAUGAUUACAGCAGAAAACGCAGACAUGAGUACGCUGAUUGCUAAGUAUUUUAGGAACUUAUUGUUGAAGUGUAAUUAACCGCCAUAGAAACAGCAGCAAACGCAAAGACAGUUGCUGCGCCAUCAAAAAUGAGGGUUCGUAAAAUACCCUUACCGUUGCCCAACACGGGGCUGAUGCAUCGAAAAAGGAACACCUAUUACAUACGUGUAAUUAUCGGUGUAGCUCUUAUCGUAUUCGUACUAAUGCAGUUACACGUCUUUAAUUACACGGAUUCUCGUGAAAUGUCGAUGACUGGUGAACUAACAAAUGAUUCAAUCGACGCGAUGCUCUCCAUGGUGCCCUCUGUGCUGCAUAAGUUCUUAACGCCCAAAUCUAGAAAUCAAACAGCCGCAGCUCACAUGCAGCACAAUAGUACCAGUGGUAGCAGAUAUAACGGCUCCUAUACGGAUUACUAUCAUCCGCCAAAUAUUUCGGAGAUAAAGCAACAAAUCGCGAAAUACAAUGAACUGCAAAUAGUUUUAAAUGAGGACACUUAUGGUCCACUACAAAAUGAUUCUGUGAUAAUCGUAGUACAGGUGCAUACACGUAUAACUUAUCUACGCCAUUUGAUCGUUAGUCUGGCGCAGGCUAAAGAUAUUUCCAAAACUCUAUUAAUAUUCUCCCACGACUAUUAUGAUGAUGACAUCAAUGAUUUGGUGCAAACAAUCGACUUUUGUAAAGUGAUACAGAUAUUUUAUCCCUACUCAAUACAAACACAUCCGAAUGAGUUUCCCGGCGUCGAUCCAAACGAUUGUCCGCGGGAUAUGAAAAAGGAUCAUAAUAUUAUCACCUUCUUCAUAAAUAGAGCUAUAAUACGUAAGUGCAAUAAUGCGCUAUAUCCCGAUCUAUACGGGCAUUAUCGAGAAGCGAAAUUCACACAGACCAAACAUCAUUGGUGGUGGAAGGCGAAUCGUGUGUUCGAUCAAUUAGAUGUGACCCGUUAUCAUACUGGUCUGGUUUUGUUCCUAGAGGAAGAUCAUUAUGUAGCCGAAGAUUUUCUUUAUCUGCUCGAAAUGAUGCAGUCAUCAGUUGGCAGUCUAUGUCCGCAGUGCGAUAUACUCUCAUUGGGCACAUAUUUAAAAACAUUCAAUUACUACACCUAUAACAGCAAAGUUGUUUACCGUAUGUCCCAUAUGUCAAAACCACCGACACAAAAUAAGUUCCGUGAGGUCGAGGUGAUGCCCUGGAUAAGCAGUAAGCACAACAUGGGUUUUGCUUUCAAUCGCAGCACUUGGUCAACAAUACGAAAGUGUGCGCAACAUUUCUGUUUUUAUGAUGACUACAAUUGGGACUGGUCGCUGCAUUAUGUGUCCCAGCAGUGUUUGCAGAAGAAACUGCACGCGAUGAUCGUCAAAGGUCCAAGGGUCUUCCAUAUUGGCGAAUGCGGUGUCCAUCACAAGAAAAAGAAUUGUGAAUCGAAUCAAGUGAUAGCGAAGGUGCAACAAGUCUUACGUAUAGCUCGUAAGUCCAAGCAGCUUUUCCCACGCAGCUUAUCGCUGACGGCGGCGAGUUUAGUGAAGAAAACCAAAUUGCGAAAAGGUAACGGCGGGUGGGGCGAUCGUCGGGAUCACCAAUUAUGUAUGAACAUGACGAAAUCAAUGCAUGAAAGUUGAAUUCAAACCAAAUAACCAGAAGAAACACAGAAUUAGCUAAAUUUAUACACAAACAUAUAUAUACACAAAAUAAUCGCAUAGAGUUACCAAAAAUUAAACCGUGUGGAACGGUUAGUAAGUUACAGACUUUUUAACUAAUUAGAUAACUUCUAGAAAAGUUUUUCGGAACACUGUGAGAGAAUAAAACUAAUUUGAAAGUUAGAUUUACUUGGUCGUAGCAAUAUUCGCAUAUGUAGAUAUAAUGUUAACUUUAUCACGUCACCAAAAAUACACAUUAAUUUUAUUUAAGUGGCAACUUUUAAAUUUUAAUACGAUAGUAGGUUUCAUACGUAAGAAUAACUUUUUCUUUUUAAUUUUUUAAACACCACCAAUUGAAAAUUGUAACGAAAAUUGGCAAAUGUAUCGGUUACUUAUAAUGACGGUAUUAAAGAGAGAGAACUGCUCACUUUCCUGAUUCAGUUUAUUUAAUUUUUUUUAAAUAUUUCUAGUUAUAUAAAAAUAUUUUCUUAAGUAGACAAAAAUUUUUUCUUGGAACCGUUUAAGUUUCCAGACACUAAAAAUGUUCAAAUGCAAUAUUUUAGAAGCCUUUCAUAAAAUGUUUGUUUUAAGUUUCUAAACCCUUACUAUUUGGAAAUAUAAUGUUUAAGGAAUAUGCCUCUUUUUAAAUACAAAAAAUGUUGGAGUUUUAUGAGCGAAAUUCUAAUCUUAUUAAUUUUAAACUUCAUUAUUCAUUUAUUAGUUUGUGUAUUUAUUAUUAUUUUCUAUUAUUACUUAUUAUUCUUUUUUUCGGAAGAAGAAUUGAAUAAAUAUGUAAAAAGAAUAUUUUUCAGCAAAACACGUCCUGAUGCUGCUAAAUCACAAUAAACUUUUUAACUGCUUUAUAAGUAUACAUUUUUAAAGUCUAUCUGUCACUUUACUUUUUGUUUUACUAAUAAAAAUUUAUGAAAAGUUA
Molecule: messenger RNA, 4212 nt
Organism: Bactrocera oleae (olive fruit fly)
Lineage: Eukaryota; Metazoa; Arthropoda; Insecta; Diptera; Tephritidae
Gene: Mgat2
Product: alpha-1,6-mannosyl-glycoprotein 2-beta-N-acetylglucosaminyltransferase
Biological process (GO): protein N-linked glycosylation; oligosaccharide biosynthetic process
Cellular component (GO): Golgi membrane; Golgi stack
Molecular function (GO): alpha-1,6-mannosylglycoprotein 2-beta-N-acetylglucosaminyltransferase activity
Source: RefSeq, a predicted model, not a curated record